Messenger RNA from Gigantopelta aegis, 3150 nucleotides. Its product is annotated as casein kinase I. Gene Ontology annotation, biological process: signal transduction; peptidyl-serine phosphorylation; negative regulation of canonical Wnt signaling pathway. Lineage: Eukaryota; Metazoa; Mollusca; Gastropoda; Neomphalida; Peltospiridae. Gene Ontology annotation, molecular function: protein serine/threonine kinase activity; ATP binding. The transcript is spliced from 8 exons. The coding region runs from base 121 to 1080 and encodes 319 amino acids. The record is from RefSeq and is a predicted model, not a curated record. Gene Ontology annotation, cellular component: cytoplasm; nucleus.
CUUUGUCAUGUUUUGUGUUUUGACACUGUCAGACGAAAUGGAAGUAAGACGAACAAUGAAGAGGAAUGGAAAUGCAUAUUGUCUCCGUAACGUUUGAUCAUACACCAGGAGAAAAUACCAAUGGCGAGUGUUAAAAGCGAGUUCCAUGUCGCUGGGAAGUAUAGACUUGUUAGAAAGAUCGGCAGUGGAUCAUUCGGGGAUAUCUAUCUGGCGAUCAACAUUUCCAAUGGAGAGGAAGUUGCAACAAAAUUAGAGUCUCAAAAAACCAGACAUCCACAGCUUUUGUAUGAAAGUAAACUUUAUAGAAUAUUACAUGGAGGUGUAGGAAUUCCACAUUGUAGAUUCUAUGGCCAAGAAAAAGACUAUAAUGUCUUAGUUAUGGAUCUUUUGGGACCAAGCUUAGAAGAUUUGUUUAAUUUUUGUUCGCGGAAGUUUACCAUGAAAACAGUGCUCAUGUUAGCCGACCAGAUGAUCAACAGAGUAGAACAUAUUCACAACAAAAAUUUCAUUCAUCGAGACAUCAAACCUGACAACUUUCUAAUGGGAAUUGGCAGGCAUUGUAACAAGGUUUUCAUCAUAGACUUUGGAUUAGCAAAAAAAUACCGUGACAAUCGUACAAGGCAGCAUGUACCCUACAGAGAGGGUAAAAACCUGACAGGCACUGCCAGGUAUGCCAGUAUCAAUGCACACCUCGGCAUCGAGCAGAGUCGCAGAGAUGACAUGGAGUCGCUCGGUUAUGUCCUCAUGUAUUUCAACAGAGGUUCUCUCCCUUGGCAAGGUUUACGGGCAGCAACGAAGAAACAGAAAUAUGAAAAAAUCAGUGAAAAGAAAAUGUCAACACCAGUUGAAGUACUGUGUAAGGGCUUCCCGGCGGAAUUCAGUAUGUAUCUGAACUACUGUCGUGGUCUGCGGUUUGAAGAAGCACCAGACUACAUGUAUCUGAGGCAGUUGUUUAGAAUACUGUUUCGAACACUCAAUCAUCAAUAUGACUACGUGUUUGAUUGGACAACACUGAAGCAGAAAGCUACAACGGGAUCAUCUAUUGGCAGUUCACAUGGUUUGGCCACAGCAGGUAGAUAAAAAAGCAUGGUGAUCAGUCUUAAACAUUCUAGCUGCCUGAAAAAAGAACAAAACCAUUUUUACUUAGCUUUUUGCUAAUAAUUUACAUUGUUACUUCUUUCUAUGUGUGUACAUGUAUGUGUAUCUGGAUGGACGACUUAGUAUUAUCACUGUGUGCGUCUGUCGGAUGGGUUUCAUUUAUAUCUGGGAAUGGUAGACCUACAUGUAUUGCAUUUAGUCUUGAAGAGUGGUUUAAGAAAACACUAUAUGUUUUACAUGGGUGUAGUAUGCUUUACAUCAUUGUAAAUUGUUUUACAUGAAUGUAAUAGAAGUAGCUUUUGUGUCACUAUUCUUUGACUUAGUUUAGAUCUUAGAUUUUGGUGUGUUGAAUUGAAUUUUACACUGCCCUCGAUACCACUAGCAAAUGAUCUCAAAUCCUCCCAAUAAGGUUUGUUAGUGCAAGGAAUGAUUUUAAAAUAUUGACAAAUUUGACUGAAUUCAGGGUCAGCACAGUGUAUAAAAUAGUGGUAUGGCUCGAGGUUGCCAGACUUCUUUCAAAUUCAUCUGUGAAGGACAUUUUCACAGAUACAACUAAUAUAACAAACCAAAACAAAAGAAAGAAAGUGGUACGGCCAUGGCGACUCUCCUUUCAAAUUCAUCUGUGAAAGACAUUUUCGCAGAUACAACUAAUGUAACCAAGAGAAAAAAGUAAAAAUGAUAGUGGUGCGGCCAUGCCGUAUCUCUUUGAAAAGUGGUAAUGCCAUGGCUGUACUGGACGCACCAUCUGCGUCACCCCGGCAUUAAAAUAGUAGUUGCAUAAUCAGUGGUGUAGAUAGAAAAGUUGGGAGUGGAAAGAUGGAGUGCAUGCUUUCUGCUUUAAUGUGGAUUUAAGUAGCCAGAUAUUAUCAUUUUAUAUGUUUUAAGCAGACGUAAUAUUAAGGAGUGUUAUAAGACUACUCGUAAAAUGUGCUGUGCACAGUAGGUUGCUGAAUUAUACAGCGCACUAAUACAGAGUAAAUUAGGACAAAUUGACCUUAUCUGAAAUUCCAAAUGCAGAUAUUAUGCAAGUGUUGAUUCUACACAGUCAUGAAAGUGGCAGUCCUUGAUAAGAUGAAGUAGGAAGGAUGUAUCCUCUCGUAGAGUGGCUGUUUUGUAGUCGAAGCAGCAGACAGUGAUCCAUCGAAAUAUAUGAAGACAAACUUGGAAAACAUCCUUUGAACUGUGCAGCAAAAAUGUGAACCUGAUUGUGUCAAUAAUUGUAUCUUUUGGAUUCAUUCUGAACUGAGAAGACAUUCUUGACCGAAAUUACAAAGCUUGUUUUUUUGUCUUAAACACAUGUAAAUAUAUACAUUCACAAUGCUUAAACACCUGCGUUUUUAGAAAAAACAUUCUUCGUAAAUUUAUGUUACUACAUACAUGUACAUUCACAAUGCUUAAAUAUCUGCGUUUUAAGAAAAAAAACAGACUUCGUAAAUGUGCUCCUUUACGUUUUGUUCUACAUGUACAUGUAUAUACAAGAAACGGAAGGUGAUACCAGAGUGAUCGCUUGGCAAUACAUUUUAAAAAUAAAAUGUAUUGGAAUCUUCAUGUGAUUGCUCACCAAGAAUCAUUUCAGGAGAGUGAUCUUCAGUUCACCUUGAUUUUACUCAUGGUGAAGACUGUGAUCUGCUGGUUUGUUUCCAAUUCCAGCCAGUGCCCAAGGACUUUUGUAUCACACACAAAGCUCUUUGUAUGAGCUACUCUCUACUGGCUUUCAUGGUAUAGUGGUUAAGCCAUUAAAGAUGUUUCUUUAUUCUUUUCAAGAACCUAUCUGCUAAAAAGUAUUCUGUUCUAGUACCCAUAGGCGUAUAAAUAUAAUGUUCUGUAUGAUCAAGAUUAGGAGGGGGAGAAAAGUGCAACAUUGAUGAUGAAAGGACCAUUGAAGGUUGCAUUAAACCAUGAUGGUGGGUCUGUUAGACCCGGCCUUGGUGGCACAGUGGUUAAGCCAUCAGACUACAGGCUGGUAGGUACAGGGUUCGCAGCCCGGUUCCGGCUCCAACCCAGAGCGAGUUCUUAAGGGCUCAGUGGGUAGGUGUAAGGCCACUAUACCCC